AUGUUUCGAACAACGCUAGCUCAUAUCACUAGCCUGGCCAAGACCGGGUUCAAGAGCCAGCUCAGAAACCGUCGUAUAAUCGACGUCGCUGAUGCAGCUAAGGGACAACCACGGGGCAUCCCUUGCAAAUAUUUUACAUAUGGCCUAGUACAGUGUGAGAAUUUGAAGAGACUGGACCGUCCUAGGCUUUCGACCGUAUGCUGCAAUAGCCAACGCUGCCCAAAUCACUCUACUUGCCCUGCGAUAUGUGCGAAAGCACAGCAUCCCAAAUCAGGCUUCAGUACCAGUCAACAUACACGUCCUCGGGCGGAGGGUGCCUCUGGAAGACGAAAACAUAAAUCCAUAUACUCAAACAUCAAGAGGCAAUGUACCUCCAGCUCUGCAGCUCAGUUGACGACCGAGCAUAUCAAAGAUACGGAGAAACUUUCCAACAUUAUUAAAUCUAUACCAGCGAUCCCAGCUGUGAACUCCUGCCCUCAGCUACCCAAAGACAGCCCAGCUCCAAAGUUCGCUCUAACCUCAGGAGCGCACAAAUUCUGGAGUCACCGACUAUACAAGUCACCAGAUGGCAAGGAUAUCAUUGUACACUACUGCAAAACCCUAGAAAGCGCCGAAACAAUAGCGGGGAUGUUCUCAGACGAUCCCAUCCUUGGACUCGACAUAGAAUGGAAAGCCAACGCCUCCGCGGCGGACGGCAUACUAAAGAACGUAUCGCUAAUCCAGCUUGCGAGUUCGACGCGAAUCGCACUCUUCCACAUAGCUAUGUUUAGACCGGCGAGGGGUGUGGAAGACCUCGUACCCCCUACUCUGAAACGCAUCCUCGAGUCCCCGGACAUAACAAAGGCUGGCGUAUCGAUCAAAGCAGACUGUACCCGAUUGCGCAAGUACCUAGGGAUUGAUACGCGCGCCAUCUUCGAAUUGAGCCAUUUGUACAAAUUGGUGAAGUACAGCCAGUCGAAUCCAGGACUCAUCAAUAAGAGGACUGUGAAUCUGAGCGCCCAGGUUGAAGAACACUUUGGGAUUCCUCUGGCGAAAGAUGUUGAGGUUCGAUGUAGUGAUUGGGCAUCUGCGCUGGAUUAUGCCCAGGUUCACUAUGCUGCGGCCGAUCCGUUCGCAUGUGUGUGUCUAUUCAAUACUAUGAAUGAGAAACGUAUGGCUUUAGAACCCAUGCCUCCAUUACCGGCACAUGCUGAGUUGAAUUUACCAAUUCGGAUUGUCCAUGAGGCCCCGGUGAAUACUGAGCCUGAAGUGGAGGUUAUCGAGCCGAUAGAUAAUCUACUAGUGGAGACUGAGGAACGUUCCUAA
Molecule: messenger RNA, 1305 nt
Organism: Aspergillus pseudonomiae
Lineage: Eukaryota; Fungi; Ascomycota; Eurotiomycetes; Eurotiales; Aspergillaceae
Product: 3'-5' exonuclease
Exons: 2
Coding region: 1-1305 (434 amino acids)
Biological process (GO): nucleobase-containing compound metabolic process
Cellular component (GO): nucleus; cytoplasm
Molecular function (GO): 3'-5' exonuclease activity; nucleic acid binding
Source: RefSeq, a predicted model, not a curated record